AUGCCUUUCGUCACUGCUUUCGGCGUCGUCAAAGCCGGCUUCGCCUACCCAAGCGGGAACAGCACUCCCUCAGAUCCGGACGCUCCGGUUCACGUUUCCGCAGUCGAGCCCGGACCCAUCACCACCACCGCCCGUGACCAGUGGCAGCGUCUCCCGGAAGGCGUCCGUCACUUCUUCGGCAUAGUAGACCCCGCCUACGAAGACCGAUGUGCCGCAAAGAGCAAGCGCGAAGCCGAUCUCCUUCGACGCGAGGAGCGGGUAACCAGGCGUGAGGAGCUGGUGAUCAAGCGCGAAAAGAUAGUUAACGCCCGCGAGGAUAGACUCAAAUGGGACAAGAAGUACUGGGAAGAUGUGGGGAAGUGGAAGCAUCGAGAUGAGUUCCGUGCGCAGAUGCUGGAGCGCAGUGAAGCAUACGAUGAAGAGCGGCAGAAGUGUGAAGAUGCAAAGGCGGAGUAUGGUCUCAGGGUGCGCAAGCUCGAAGAACGGAGACAGAGGCUUGUGAAGGAGGAAGAGCUGCACAGAGCCGAGAAAGCGAAGCUCAUCACGAAGAGGAAAGAGUACGAUGCGAACAUGCGUGCUGCGCGUAGCAGAGCUUUUGCUGCUACGUGGAAAGAGGCUCAAGGCCGCUACAAGCAGGAGUUGGAAGAAGAAAUGCAAGCCGUAGAGGCAAAGUACGCUACGCAGUAUGCACAGAGCGUGGGAAAGUUGAGGCAGCAGUGGAAAGAACGUGAGGAGAAGCUCAAGGCCGACAAGGAAGCUGAGCUAGGCGCGGUGUACGAAAAACACAGGAGAGAGUUGGAGGCUCGCGGCGGAGGAAAGACGCAGGAUGCCACGAAGAAAGGAAAGAAGCCAGUGAUAACCUUCACCCACAUGGCAGAAGCGAGCAAGAAGUCGACACCGCCCCUGAACUCACCGCAUACCUCCCACGCAGGCGCCCCCAGGUCGCCAAGCCGCGGACGGAAGAGAACUACUGCCCACGAUGCAGCCACUAGAACCUCACCAAAGCGCCGCCGCGAAGAGGACGAGGGAGAUGACGCCGGCCCCACUUCGCCUUCAAAACGCCAACGCAGCAAGAGUCCUGAUGUUGGCGAAGAGUCUUCUCCUACCUCAGUAAAGCGACGAAGAAGUGGUAGCCCAGAUGAUGAUGGUGACACCACGACUCCAAAGCGGCGCUGUAGUCCACCCCAGACUCUGGACGAAGGUAUGCCAGCGACCCCGAGCGCUCAGCGUGGUGUGGCACCUUUACCUUCCAGCGCUGAGAUCGCGGCCUACCAACCGCCCAAAGAGAUCCCUAGCUUCAUCAUGGAUGACGACGAGGAGUUGUAG
Coniosporium apollinis CBS 100218 is the source of this 1326-nucleotide messenger RNA. RefSeq lists its product as uncharacterized. The record is from RefSeq and is a predicted model, not a curated record. Bases 1 to 1326 code for a protein of 441 amino acids. The transcript is spliced from 3 exons. Lineage: Eukaryota; Fungi; Ascomycota; Dothideomycetes.